CUCAACCAACAAACAAAAAAACAACUCAAGAUGUUCAAGUCAAUCAUCCUCGCCGUCUUCGCUCUGAUUGCCUGCGCUGCAGCCAAGCCAGGAAUCGUGGCUCCACUCGCCUACGCCUCACCCUAUGUGGCAUCGCCCUAUGUGGCUUCAUCGUACGUGGCAUCCCCCUAUGUGGCAUCCCCCUAUGUGGCAUCUCCAUAUGUGGCAUCUCCAUAUGUAGCAUCGCCCUAUGCUGCCGCCUACAGCGCAGCUCCACUGCUGCUCCGGAAGUAGAUAAAACCGA
Messenger RNA from Drosophila hydei, 283 nucleotides. RefSeq lists its product as uncharacterized. Lineage: Eukaryota; Metazoa; Arthropoda; Insecta; Diptera; Drosophilidae. The record is from RefSeq and is a predicted model, not a curated record. The transcript has a single exon. The coding region runs from base 31 to 273 and encodes 80 amino acids.